Talaromyces stipitatus ATCC 10500 is the source of this 979-nucleotide messenger RNA. RefSeq lists its product as uncharacterized. The transcript has 2 exons. The record is from RefSeq and is a predicted model, not a curated record. The coding region runs from base 1 to 882 and encodes 293 amino acids. NCBI's taxonomy places the organism in Eukaryota, Fungi, Ascomycota, Eurotiomycetes, Eurotiales, Trichocomaceae.
AUGGCCUUCCUUCGAUCCAUCUCGAACGCGUCUCUGUCUUCAUCUUCUGAGCUCUCAUAUUCUGAGUUCUCGUCAGUUGAAUCCGAAUCUGAGGACCCUCUUGCGCAACUGGCGAAGGAAGUGAAGCAGCAGCCAUACACUACCAACGAGAGCUUACAAAAGUCCUUGGAACGCCGUCAACGAGCGCUUCAGCAAGACCAAACUCGGGAUCAGCACCUCGUCUUCACUCGAUUCUUUUUCAAUGCAGAAACCAGAAUCUUGAUCGCGAAAGUCAUGCCGAAUCCUGCACACGAACUUGCAAUAAUAUCAUUUGAUUCGCUGAUUUCUCUCGAGCUGCGUGCGAUGAACGUACAUCGUGACGUGAGGCCUUUCGGUUCGACAACAACUACGGUUGGAAAUUGGAAAAAGGAGGCUGACUGCUGCUGGGCUCCGGCUUCGACAAAUGCAAGGCUGAGUUUUGUGGUGGAAGUAGGAUUGUUAGAGUCUGAGCGACAACUUGCUCUUGAUGCGCGCAGUUGGCUUGAGACUUAUUCCUCAUCUGUGAAACUUGUGGUUACGAUUAGCAUUAAACGCGAAAAUCCCGAUAUCACCUUUCACCGAUGGGAACUUGUUCCCCAAGCAUAUGGCGUCGCUACAAGGUCAUCUCCUCUUUCAGCACGUCAUACUGCAAUCCUCAAAUUAUCUCGAACGAAUAACACGACAUCUGUUACUGGAGAGUCCUACAUAAAUAGCACAACCACGACUACCACACAGCUGGAUCUAUCCUUUGAUAAGGUUGUUGGCCGUCCUCCUCACCGGCCUCUGGAGAGAGAUUUAGUGAUACCCGAGCAAGAACUGAGAAGUUUUGCCGAGGAUAUCUGGAGUGAGCAGAGUCUCCUAUAAGUCGUCUCGAUUCUGAUAUGUUCGUUGGCCACAAAGCGGCAGACCUCAUCGAAGACGAUGUUAUACUCACGCAGGACGUGUUGAUUCGAAAUAUUUG